Messenger RNA from Plodia interpunctella (Indianmeal moth), 5941 nucleotides. It is a transcript of the gene Cad86C, whose product is annotated as Cadherin 86C. Gene Ontology annotation, biological process: homophilic cell-cell adhesion. Gene Ontology annotation, molecular function: calcium ion binding. The transcript has 16 exons. Bases 260 to 5791 code for a protein of 1843 amino acids. Lineage: Eukaryota; Metazoa; Arthropoda; Insecta; Lepidoptera; Pyralidae. Gene Ontology annotation, cellular component: plasma membrane. The record is from RefSeq and is a predicted model, not a curated record.
AGUAUGGCACCGGCCCACUACGCAAACGGUCGCGUCGCUCACUCGCGCGCUUAGUUCCUCAAACUGUGUGGACUCUGUGACUGUGUUUAGUAUUGUAUAGACGGUGCUCCAGGGGUGUGUGGGGUGAGAGGGAGAUUUGGAGGCUGAGCGAAAGUGUGGAGGCGAGCGCCCUCUUUGCAACUGAUAACUGGCUUUCGUAAUAGUUGCGUGAUAACAGAAUCGAAUAAAAGUGCCUCCAAAGGAUGAGGAGUAAGCAACCAUGUCGGGAACGCUGCAUCGGCCCGGACAUCUUAAAGGCAACAGGAUGACGUUUGCCUCUACCGUGGUGUUGCUAUGCCUAGCAUGGGGCGCCCGGGGCGGCGACCCAGUGUUCGAUCCCAGCACCCUGAUGAGACUCGUCCUGGUGCCAGCUGAUGCUGCAGUGGGUUCCGUCAUCUACAGGGUCCGAGCAUCCGACCCUGAUUUUGACUACCCGCUACAUUUUGAGCUUGUUGGUCAAUGGGGUCGUCUGGACAUCGGCGUGGAGUCGCUGCCGUGCACCCGAUACAACUCGGUCUGCCAAGCCAACAUCAUCCUGUUGAGAAGACUGGAGCCUGGACGAUACGUGGACUUCAGGCUGUCAGUCAGAAACACCAGAGGGCGCAGCUCUUGGAUCGCCUGCUCUAUCACCGGGACCAACGCUACUACCCCACGGGAGAAGAUAUUUCCUCAUCAGCCAAGCAUUGUUUUAGUACCAGAGGACGCAAAGCGUGGGACAGAUCUAGAGAUCGUUAUAGCGAGAAAAACUCCACUCUCGCCGAAACCUUUGGAGUUAGAACUGUGGGGUUCGCCUCUAUUCGCCAUACGACAGCGCCGCGUGUCCACGGAAAACACUGAAGGCACGAUAUUUCUGGUCGGUCCCUUGGACUUCGAGGCUCAGUCGAUGUACCACCUAACUCUUCUAGCCGUGGACCCAUAUGUAGAAGUGGGCAAGGACACCCGUAACAUUGCCGGCAUAGAGGUGGUGAUUGUGGUGCAGGAUGUGCAGGAUAUGCCUCCAGUGUUCACGUCGGCACCGCCUAUCACCCAUCUACCUCGGCAGGUGACGCCAGGAGACAUCGUUGUGAAGGUUCGUGCAGAAGAUGGAGACAAGGGGGCGCCGAGGCAGAUCAGAUAUGGGCUGGUGUCUGAAGGGAAUCCUUUCACUCCGUUCUUUAAUAUCAACGAAACUACAGGAGAGGUAACCCUGGAACGGCCUGUAGAAGAAAUCGCAGCAAUCUCCCACGCCGGGACACCCAUCCUGCUCACGGUGGUAGCUGAGGAGGUGCGGCUGUCCAGGGAGGAGCCCGAAGCCAUGUCUUCCACAGUCCAGCUCGCCUUCAUAUUGCCUGAACGGGAGAAUUCGCCACCGUACUUUGAGAACCAGUUCUACAUCAGCUACUUAGACGAGAAUGCUCCUCAAGGUACCGCGUUGACCUUCAACGACCCCUACAUCCCUCAAGUGAACGACAAUGAUGCUGGCAAGAAUGGCGUCUUCUCUCUCUCACUCGUAGGCAACAAUGGAACCUUCGAGAUUUCACCAACUGUGGCCGAGAGACAUGCUCAGUUUAUCAUCAAAGUCAGGGAUAAUACGAUGCUGGACUUUGAGGCGCGAAAGUCAGUGAUAUUUCAGAUUUUAGCUCAAGAACUCGGUCCAGCAACGAACCUUUCAGUUACUGCAAAUGUAACUGUAUAUUUAAACGACGUGAACGAUAACCCGCCGGUGUUUUUGGCACAGUCGUAUGACGUGGAGCUCCCGGAAAACGUGACAGCUGGCACCAGAGUUGCACAAGUUGCUGCUGAUGAUGUCGACACGGGAGCGUUUGGAAAAAUUCAAUACACUGCCAUAUUAGGAUAUCUAAAUACUUCUCUAUAUUUAGAUCCUAUUACAGGGUUGAUAACUGUGGCUACCGAUAACCACGGCUUCGACCGUGAAGCAAUGCCAGACUUGCAUUUUUUAGUAGAGGCUAGAGAUAACGAUGGAGUAGGAUUAAGAGUAACAGUGCCAUUAAUUAUUAAGUUAUUAGAUGUAAAUGACAACCCACCAGAAUUCGAAAAGUCUUUGUACGAAUUUGUACUUACACCUAGCUUAAAUAAUUUCACGUCAGCAGCUAUAGUAAAAGCAGUUGACAAAGAUGCAGAGCCACCAAACAAUGUAGUCAGAUAUGAAAUUACACAAGGGAGUUCUGUAGGAAAAUUCGCUAUUAAUGAAGAAACAGGUGAAUUGUAUCUUUUAGAAGCAUUAAAAAGAACGAAGAAACAAAAUGUUCAUAGACAAAAGCGUCAAUAUGAUUCUACACAGGAGAACGACAUCUUUGUUCUGACAGUAAGAGCUUAUGACCUCGGCAUUCCAAGGUUACACUCAUCUACUUCAGUGAAAAUUUAUCCACCAGAAAGUAAAACUAGGACAAUGUCCUUCAUAGUACCUGGUGCAAAUCCAGAUAGACAGAAAUUAGAAGAAGUACUAAGUACACUAUCUGGUGGCAAGGUUACUAUAAUUGACAUUAAGCCAUAUAAAGGACGAGACAAUGGUGCUACAGAUAUAAGUGGUCAGGAGUCUAGUCAAGACAAAAGCGAAGUUAUUGCUGUUGUGAGAAUGUCAGAAAAUACAGCAAUUAACGUUGCGAAACUUCAAGAACAACUGUCUAAAAAUGUUACAAUAUAUUCAAAUGGUGCUGGUAAUACCUUCAAUACUGGAUCAGGAUCUAGCAAUGGAAAUACGCAAACAACAAAAAAUACAGAAUCUAAUGGUAGUAAUUCUAACACAGUUUCUGGUUCGGAAAAUAAUAGUGGAGGAUCUAACCAAAAUAAUCAUGCAGCUACCGUUGAUAAUAGUGACUCUGGUUUAUACCGAGCUGAAAGCCGUCUUCUAUUUUGGUUGUUGAUAUUAUUGGCUAUAUUAGUAGCUCUAAUAUUACUAUUGCUCAUAUGUUGUUGUAUUUGUGAAGGAUGUCCUCUAUACAUGCCACCAAGGAAAAGAGUGAUACGUGUCAACUCCACAGAGGACGACGUGCAUUUAGUUGUACGCGACAAAGGAGUUGGGAGGGAAAACAAGUCGACGCAAAAUUUAGAAAACAAAUCUAUACAAGCAACUGAUUGGAGAAGGAGGGAGGCUUGGAGCGCUGAACAGGCAGACUUAAGGACGAAACCGACACAAUGGAAAUUUAAUAAGAGAAAUUAUAGAUCUAGAGAUCCACACUCUAAGCCUGCAUCAACCCCAGGCGAUUUACGACAGGACUUUGUCCAUGCUGCAGAAGAUAAUGAUUAUAGAUACAACAACGAAAGACAAUCUUUUCGAAUGAGAGAUGGUCCGAACGUAAUUUACACAAAGGAAAUGCAGCUUCAAGAAGCAUUUGCUAAUAAACACAAAGAAUACAUUGAAGAUCUGGAAAAUGGGUAUGAUAGAAUUGCAACAUUACAUUACCAACACAGAGAUCAUGAUAACGAUUCUAUACGUAGGCAUGAAAUCGACCGUGGAUCUGAUGUUGGCAUCAUUCUUAAGUCUGAUGUGGAUAAAACUAAUAAAGAUAAGACUGACAAUAAAAUGAAAGCAGAAUAUCAGGAAAAAGGACAUGCUCCAUCUUCACUUGGUAGAGAUCAGUUUUUCAUUAAAGAAGGCAAUACUGAAAUUCUACGUCUUGUAACACGUGGCAAAAACGAGGAAGAAAGAUAUAUUAAUUUACCUGUAAAUCAACAACGGCCGGUGACACUUAUUCCUCAUACACAGUACGUUGUAGUCGAUAGUGGUAAAGAUCUUUUAAUGGAGAGGUUUAUAAGGGAACAAGGAGAGGAAGCGAAACAAAUAAGAGAACAAAUGGAUAGAGUACCUACUGAAUUAGAUCAAGUGAUAGAUGAAAAAGACGGUAAAAUAUAUAUACAAAAAUCACAACUAAUAAGCGAAGCCCCAAAUCAAUAUAAUGAAUACUCGAAUCUCCCUCCUGAAGUUCCAGGGGCAAUACCAUUAAAAACAGAAUAUUUACAAAAUCUUUUACAAAUGCAAAACAAAUCAUCCAUUCACCAAGAACUAUUAGAAUCGUCUUUAAGAAAACAAAAUGAACUUCUUCAUCAAAUACUUAUUGAACGUGAGCGACUUUUGCAUAGUCAAGAAACAGCAUCUCAAGUUGAAAGUAAAUUAGAAACGCAAAGCUUACCUGGACACUCUGUCAUGGCUACUCAGACCGAGUGUCACAUUGGAACACAAACAGAACCACAACUUCUCAAACCUUCUAGAAGGAAAGCUAGAAGUGAUAAUGAUUCUUACAGUGAAGAUGAGUCUCAAAUGAUAGUUGAAGAUGAUGUGAAAAAAGUAGCAUGGUUGAAAAGAAAAAAACCUAAAAAGAAAAUCAAAUAUAAAGAUCCCCGGCGAAGUGUUAGAGUUUAUGAUUUGAAAAGAAAAAUAAAGACCCCAAUAAUCGAAGAAAGUGAGGCGUCUCCGUCAUUAGAAAGUGAGAAACAUGUUAAAAUAAGUAAAACUAACGAAAGAGAAGAACAUGUAAGAAAUUAUGGUGACAGAACCAAAAGUACAGUGACAACGUCUAAAAAUGAAACAGUUUGUUCUACUCAAAUAAAACAAACUGAUGGUGAUAGAAAACAAAGACUUCGAAAAGAAAUUUUAAUGGAGAUAUCAGACUCAUUAGAUGAAAAAGUGAAUUCUGCCAGUAGUGAAAAAAGACAACGUCUGCAAAGACAAUCACCAGUUGAGGAGAUUCCUAGAAAAGUUUUAGCAUUAGAACAAGAGAGUAGUAAAGAUAGUGAAAAUAAAAGUAGAGCAAGUACUGCAUCUAAUGAUCAACGAAAUCUUAUAUUUUCCCGACAAGGAUCAUCAACGGAGGCUCGAGAACAAACAGAUAUUCCAUUAUCUAAAUUAAAUUCCCCAAACUUACAUGAGUCACCGACUAAAAAAGAUAGUUCAAGCGCAGCAGAAUCAAGUAACAGAAAAAUAGAAGAAGGCAAUGAAUCUGUAAAAUCAUCAGAUACCUCGAAAAAUGCGCAGAAAAGUUUACCAAGGUACAUGCAGUGGUAUGGUAAGAAAUCGUCUAGUGCUGCUCCUGUAAAAUCAGACAAAGUUGCACCGAAUAAACCCAAAAGACCAUCAAAAUCAAAAAAUGAAUCGGACAAAGAAGUAACAAAAGAAGACAAAACCGGUAGGUAUGGUAAAAUCAUGAACAAAGAUGAGCCAAAAAAAAACUUCAAAGAAAAAGAAAGUGAAUUUAUUCACCCACGCCUUUUGAAAGAAGAAAAAGUCACACCGGUUCCCGAAGGACCACUGCCCGAUGUCCAUCCCUUAUUGCAACACUCGGAACAUAGAUACGAACAUCAAUAUGAAAAUCAGAACCCACUGUGUUAUAUUCAACCCACUCACAUUCCUAAAUAUUUAGGAGCAAAAUCUAAUGCUCCUGCUCGCCCGUCAUUAGACCAACAACCGAUUUACGUUAAUCAAGAUGAUGUCAAAAACUGUAGUGGAAGUAGGGAAAUUUCUGAGAGUGCUUUAACUCACAGCAUAUCUAUAUCGACAAGUUACGAUCAAGAUACAAAACCUGAACCAGAGGUCCACGUGUCCAAAAUUAAUAUAGGGGGCGAUGCCGUACCUGAUGUGAGGAGUACUGGCAAGAUAGACGAUAAUGAUUCAGGAAUUGCUAUGAGCACUUUAGUACAAGCGGGUAACUUCAAGAGGCUGCCAAUAACAGAAAAGAAGAGCAUCUUUACUAUAGCAUACGACGACGUCCAACAAACAAAACAGUUGCGACCUGAUAGUAGUUCGACUUCUUAUUAAGAUUAAUUACUGUAUAAUAGUAUAAUAUAGUAUCAUCAGUAUUGUGCCUUAUUGUUGGUUAACUGUUAAUUUUAUAAUACUAAAACUAUGAGACUUAAUUGUACUGUAAUCCGUCCAUUUACGUAAAUUUUGUCCUUGUAAAUACAUUGU